UCGUGAGAUCGCCAAAAUACAUUCUCCUGAAGAGUAGCGGAUCCAUUUCUCUUCGUCGACGAACAAGCCUUCCACGCUUUGUUGGAUGCCAUCCACUGUCGUUAGCCCUGCGUGGUUGUUCUCGGGCAAGCAGUGAAGAAGGUUCGAAGCCUUGGGCUUUUUCUGCUAUCAAAAUCCGUUUUUGCUUGGAUGGUGUGUAAUUGGCUAUCUUUAAUCGGCUUCACUCGUUGAUUGCCACAGAUAAGGUCGAAGGUCAGGGAUAGUAAGCAAGUAGUUUCUUUAAACCUGUAAGAUACAUUGAUUUAAGAUGCUUCAACACCAAAUUGUGCAAUCCCCUGCGCGACUAGGCCUUACAAACCCUAAUUCACCCUCCAUCCAAAACCCCACACCUCCCAAGCUUCCUCCAUCCCAAUCCCUUCACCAUCAACCCCACCAGCAGCCCACUUCCAAUGCUCCAUCCCCUGCACUCCUCUCUCUGCUCCCUCCUCUCCCUAGAGCUCAGGCUCUUCUUCUCCAAAUGGCUUCUUUGGCUUCUAAGCUCUUUGAAGUAUCUCCCAAUAGAUCCCUUUGGCUCACCUUCCGUGGAUCCCUCCCCAAUUUCCUUUCUUCACAAACCCAACCAGCGUCUUCUACCUCUGUGGAGUCUUCUCCUUCCUCCACCAAGGAAAUUCUUUCACUUUUCACAUCUCUUCAAACCCAAAUCUUUGAAGCUGUUGCAGAGCUCCAAGAAAUUCUUGAUCUACAAGAUGCUAAGCAGAAGGUUGCUCGAGAAAUUAAAGCCAAAGAUGCAGGGAUGCUUGCAUUUGCCAAUAAACUCAAAGAUGCUGAGCGGGUUCUUGACAUUCUCGUUGAUGAUUAUUCUGAUUAUCGCCGGCCAAAGAGAUUGAAAUCAGGAGAGAGCAAUGAGGAUGAUUCUUUGAACUCAACAACGGUCUCAACUCAGUUAAAGCUAUCUGAUAUACUAUCAUAUGCCCAUAAGAUAAGUUACACAACUUUUGCGUCACCAGAAUUUGGAGCUGGGCAAGCUCCUCUUCGAGGUGCACUUCCCCCUGCACCUCAAGAGGAGCAAAUGCGAGCAUCUCAGUUGUAUAAUUUUGCUGAUCUUGAUAUAGGAUUGCCUAAAGUGGUUGAAACUAAGGAGAAAACGAUUGAGCCUUUCAUUGAGCCUCCACCUCCUCAGCCAGUGCAAACGAAUCCACUUGCCAAUUUGACUGCAAUUCAGGGAUUGCUUCCUCCAAAUUUUACCAUUCCAACUGGUUGGAAGCCUGGAAUGCCUGUGGAAUUGCCUGUUGAUUUGCCAAUUAAGCCCCCUCCCGGAUGGAAACCCGGGGAUCCUGUGCCAUUGCCACCAAUGGACUCCCUUAAUGUACCAGUGUUCAAUGAACAACAAGUACGCCCACAUGUUCCACUACACAAGCCGCCUGAAGUUAUUCAGGUGCAGCCUGUGAAUUUGGAUCUUGGAGGGAGUGAUAGCAGUGAUUAUAGCAGUGAUGAAGCCAGCUCUGAUGAUGAAGAUUGACAAGUACAUGAGGUGAUAGUUUUCAAGGCACUAACUGAAUCGUAACAGUUAUUCAGCUUGCUUUAUUUUACCUGACUGAAUGAAUCCCCGGCUGAUCAUUUCCCCUGAGAUUUGAAAUGGUCAUUGCAACCAAUUUCAUGUCAUGUGUCCAAUGGUAAGUGGUCCUUAAUGUCCGUCAAAGCUGGUAAUUCUUGGACACUUGGUCAUUCGUGUUGCUCUUACAUAGUUGUUUCAUGUCACACACAUUCUAGAAUUGCAAUUAAUAUUCCCUCAUGAAGGAAGCAUCUAUUACUUAUCA
Prosopis cineraria is the source of this 1817-nucleotide messenger RNA. RefSeq names its product mediator of RNA polymerase II transcription subunit 4. Gene Ontology annotation, biological process: regulation of transcription by RNA polymerase II. Gene Ontology annotation, cellular component: mediator complex; core mediator complex. The record is from RefSeq and is a predicted model, not a curated record. The coding region runs from base 308 to 1519 and encodes 403 amino acids. Lineage: Eukaryota; Viridiplantae; Streptophyta; Magnoliopsida; Fabales; Fabaceae. Gene Ontology annotation, molecular function: transcription coregulator activity. The transcript is spliced from 3 exons.